Symbiodinium sp. CCMP2456 is the source of this 747-nucleotide messenger RNA. Lineage: Eukaryota; Dinophyceae; Suessiales; Symbiodiniaceae. The record is from the annotation of a GenBank genome assembly.
AUGUCGGAACCUUGCCUCCGUGUGCAGGUGAUUAUUUUCGACUGGGACGACACAUUACUUUGCAGCUCGGCCAUCAAUGCGCAGCAAUGGCGGCAGGACCAGUUGGAGCAGCUCGAGCAGAUGGUCGAGUCAAUCCUGCUCACGGCCAUGCAUUUGGGAGAGACGAUGAUUGUCACGAACGGCAAUGCAUCCUGGGUACAGGACAGUGCUCGCCGAUUCCUGCCGAACUUGCAGCGAACGCUGAAUCGCGUUACAGUGAUGUCUGCGAGGGCCAUAUACGAGCACUCCUUCCCUGGCGAUCCCUUCGCAUGGAAGCGACAGGCGUUUAAGGAGAUUUUGGCACGACGUCGCCAAGAGGGUUUCCAUCCUGAAGGGGUGAACCUCAUCGUUCUUGGAGAUUCGCCUGCCGAAAUUCAGGCCGCUCGAACGGCCACCAAAGUGCUUUGUGGCAGGUCCAUGGUGAAGACAGUCAAGUUCAAGGAGGCACCUUCGGUGAACGAGCUCCUGGGCCAGCUCCGUCGUGUCUCACAGGAGUUGGCUGGAAUAGUCCAGGAGGACAAGAGCUUGAGCCGGGGCCUGGUCCAGCGGGGCUUCCCCGGGAGCAUCGACCAGUUGUCUUCCUGGGCCUCGGGCUGGCGCAUUUCAGAGACAGAGUCCUGGGAUGCGUACUCCCGAGUUGCGGCCACCCUGCUCGUGGGUGCGUCGAAAGAGGGUCUGUCCAUCGCCCUGCCGAAAGGUAGGCCUUAG